Molecule: messenger RNA, 1570 nt
Organism: Suillus clintonianus
Lineage: Eukaryota; Fungi; Basidiomycota; Agaricomycetes; Boletales; Suillaceae
Product: fatty acid desaturase-domain-containing protein
Exons: 6
Coding region: 188-1339 (383 amino acids)
Biological process (GO): ceramide biosynthetic process
Cellular component (GO): membrane
Molecular function (GO): sphingolipid delta-4 desaturase activity
Source: RefSeq, a predicted model, not a curated record
CUCAUACAAAUCGCGCGUCUUUAUAAACGGCCCAACGGGUGUCGGACUUUUGAAAGAUCCCGAGCGCCGAACUACCACCUUCAAUCAAAUUCCAAAAUUGUGGUCGAAGAACCUCUCACCGUCAAGUAUUGCACUGACCACCAAUCCACGUUCGUUCGUAGUAGACGGCGCAGCCUGGACAGGCUCCAUGGCAGCACAAUCGGUUUGCAAAGGAACAGGGUCGGAGAUUGACUUCAGCUACUUCGGCGGUGCUGAGUCUUUUACGGAAGGGAGACGUUCUUUACGCCGGACAACCGUUGUUUCCCCAACUGAACAGGAUGACGGUCUAUCCUAUCCAGGUCCACCGCAGGACCCCACAGAUUUUCUGUGGAUAAUGACGGAGGAACCUCACCGCUCGCGGCGUAUGGCCAUCAUGAAAGCGCACCCUGAAGUAACGAAGCUCAUGGGCUACGAGCCUCUCACAAAAUACGUUGUGCUAGCCGUCGUGUCACUGCAGCUCUACCUUGCCAUGCAUCUCCGACACACCCAUCCGCUCUCUUUCCGCUUCUUGUUCCUCGCGUACGCUGUAGGCGGCACCACGAACCAGAACCUCUUCCUCGCCAUCCACGAGAUCACGCAUAACCUAGCAUUCAAGGGCAUCAAUGCAAACAAGGCUCUGGCUGUCUUUGCCAACUUACCCAUUGGUGUACCUUAUUUUGCCGCGUUCAAGAAAUACCACAUAGAGCAUCACAAACAUCUUGGGGAGGACGGCAUAGACACUGAUCUCCCCACAAAUUUUGAACUGCUUUGUCUGAAUAACGUUCUUGGAAAGACAUUUUUUGCGACGUUCCAGAUAUUCUUCUAUGCCCUGAGACCUGGCUUUGUCAGAAUGCAGACGCCCACCCGAUGGCAUUUGUACAAUGUGAUUGUGCAACUUCUCUUCAAUUAUGUCCUGGUGCGCACCUUCGGCAUACGCCCUCUGCUAUACCUGCUCUUCUCGAGCUUCUUUGCCGGAAGUCUGCAUCCAUGCGCAGGCCACUUCAUUGCCGAGCAUUAUGUAUGGGAUGGUCUCAACCAGGAGACCUAUAGCUAUUAUGGCCUCCUGAACAUUCUGGCUUACAACGUCGGCUACCACAACGAGCAUCAUGACUUCCCUUCCAUCCCAUGGACGCGUCUUCCUGCAUUGCGAGCGCUAGCACCAGAGUUCUACGAUAUUCUCCCAUCACAUCCCAGCUGGACGAUGGUCAUCGUGAACUUUAUCCGAGACAAAGAGGUCGGCAUCUUCGCACGUGCCAAGAGGAUUGCCAAGAACAGCAAACAGAAGCAUGAGAGUUCCAGCUCAAGCAGUGAUCGGGAGUGAGGCGAUGGACUAAUAUCUAGGUGCUUUUUUUUAAUGGACGCUGUAUAUACAUCGCAGUACAAUACCUGACGCAUCGAUCGGCUUUGCAGAAGGGAAUUUGGAUCGGUAUUUGUCUCUCAAUUUAGUGGGCGUGUCUGGGUCUGGAGCGUUGACCACAUUAUUUGCCUCUCGUGCUCGUCUACUGGCAGAUGUGCAACACUGCGAAAAGCUUUCACGAGACCGUAGCUGGAC